Rhinocladiella mackenziei CBS 650.93 is the source of this 4491-nucleotide messenger RNA. RefSeq lists its product as uncharacterized. The transcript is spliced from 2 exons. NCBI's taxonomy places the organism in Eukaryota, Fungi, Ascomycota, Eurotiomycetes, Chaetothyriales, Herpotrichiellaceae. The record is from RefSeq and is a predicted model, not a curated record. Bases 1 to 4491 code for a protein of 1496 amino acids.
AUGCCAUCCCCAGCUGCAGGCAGAUCGGGUGUUGUUCCGGAAACACCAACAAAGAGUGGCAAGAACCCUCUUUCAUCAUCCGCCUCCAAGCUUACAGGCGGAGAUGCUCCUAAAGCCGCUACGCCAGGCCGAAAACCUCCCAAGCUAGGCGCUUCGAAAGCGACCCCAAAGAAAUCAGAAGACUCACCUAGGCUUCCCCCUCGACCAAAGGCUGCCGAAGAUGUCACUGAAAAGGCCGAGGAAGCUGAGGAGGAAGCUCAACAGAGAAUCAGCAUGAAAGAUACUGAAGAGCCCGGCGGCAAAGUCAGUCAACCAGGUCACGACGCAGGUGCCAAAAAUACUUCGCUCGCCAAUGUCAGCGAAUUUUCUGAAGCGAACCCCGAAUCCGUACCCGAUAGUGAAGAGGACGAGACAGUUGGCGGUGUCAAUGAUGCCGCCAAAGGCAAAGGUGCCGAAGAAGGCGAAGAAACCGAGGAAGCUCCUGGGGAAGGGGAAGACGCUGCCGAAGAAGCGGAAGACGAGGCAGAGGGUAAAGGAUCUGGAGCCCUGGGGGGACUCAAAUCAACAGCAGGUGGGCUCACCGGCAGGGGAAAGAAGCUUGCCGGCCGUGUCGGGGGCACCAAGGACAUCGUAACUGGCGCUGCUGGUAAGGUCUCACAGGGCGAUGUCCAAGGGGCUGCUAAAGACACUGCAAAUAAGACUGCCAACAAUGCGAAGGAGGCCGCCGAAGGUGUCACAGAUCCACUACCCGUCGACCUUUCUCUUAAAGGCCUUAAAGUUAGUGAAAAUGGUGACAUUCUCGACAAGGCUGGAAACCCAAUUGGCAAGCUCGAGGAAGGCGAUCCAGCUGAUCUAGAAGGCUACGAAAUCGGCGACGACGGUGAAAUCCUCGACGAAGACGGCGACGUUGUCGGUCGUGCGACCCUGGCCCCCGAAGUGGCACAACACCUUGCUGGUCAGACCAAAGACAAGAUCGGCGAGACUGCUGAAGGCGCCGGCGACGCUGUCAAUGGUAUCAAGCAGGGUGCAGGAGAGGUGGUCCAAACAUACCUGCCGGAUAUCAAUGUCCUCGAAGGGCUCGAAGUUCAAGAGAAUGGAGAUAUCCUGGACCAGGAAGGACAUGUACUUGGUAGAAUCACAGAAGGCGACCCAAGAGAUUUGGUCGGCAUGACAUUGAACGCCGAUGGCGAAAUCCUUGAUGAGGAUGGUGAUGUCGUCGGUCGCGCAGAGACUCUUCCUCGGCAAGUCAAACAGGCUGUCAAAGAUGCCGCCGGAGGAUUUCCUGGUCUUGAUGCCCUUGAGGGGCUUGAGGUACAAGGAGAUGGUGCCAUCAAGGAUGCUGCCGGUAAUGUACUGGGCAAGAUCACGGAAGGAGAUCCAGCCGAUCUUGUUGGCAGAACUCUUAACGCCGAAGGGGAAGUUCUGGACGAAGAUGGUGAUGUGAUCGGGCGUGCUAAAGUUCUCCCGAGGGCCACGGAAGCCCUGGAGGGUGUCAACGGAGCUCAUCCAGAAACUGUCCAAGAGCCACUCGACAGGGUUGAAGAUAUUCAAGAACAAUUGAAACCCAAUCUCACCGUCGUCGACGGGCGCAAACUCAACAAGAAAGGCAAUAUCAUCGAUGACGAAGGAGAAGUCCUGGCCACACUCGUUGAAGGCGAUCCCAAGGCAUGUGCCGGCAAGACCCCUAACGACAAUGGCAAAAUUCUUGACAAAGAUGGCAAUGUCAUUGGCCGCGUCGAAGUCGUCAUGGGUGAAGCUGCAGAGGAAGCAAUGAAGGAACUCCAUCCUCAACUUGUUGAACAACUCGGAGAAGCACAGCACGCCCUUGAAGAUGGAGAGAAACAGGCUAAGGAAGCGGGCGAUGCUGUCGACAAGGUCGGCGUUCCUGACUUCUCUCAAUUAGAAGGUCUCAAAGUCAACAAGAAGGGAGGAGUUGUCAACGAAGAUGGCGAUCCAAUUGCCAAGCUGGCCGACGGCUUCGACCUCGAGGCUGUGCGAGGCAAGAAAAUCAGUGACCAAGGUGAAAUCCUCGAUAAGGAUGGAAACCUCAUCGGCAAAGUCGAGUUUCUCCCAGGAGCUGUUGAAGAAGGCCUUGUUGAGGUUCGAGAGGCUGUCCCAGACCUUCCAGACACUUCCAUCUUGGAGGGCCUCAAGGUCAAUAAGAAGGGGAUGGUCCUCAAUGAGGAUGGUGACCCAAUCGCCCAACUGACUGAAGGCGAUCUUGCCGCCGUCGCUGGCAAAAAGUUGAAUGACAAAGGUGAGGUCUGGGACAAGGAUGGAAAUGUCAUUGGCCAGGUCGAAAUGAUUCUCCAGGAAGCCGAAGAACAAGUGGGAGAGGCAGUUGAAGGCCUCGGUGAUGGCCUGCCUCCGUUGUCUAUCCUCGAAGGACUCAAGGUCAACAAAGCCGGCAAGAUUGUUGACCAAGAUGGAAACGUCGUCGGUGAACUUGUUGAAGGGGACGCUAAGAAGAUCUGGAAAUUUGGUGUCACUUGUGACGAUCAAGGACAAUUCUGGGACAGCAAAGGCCAUGUCAUCGGACGAGCCCAGACCCUGCCACAAGAGGACAACGAAGAAGAGACUGAGUUUGCCGGCCUGGGAGGUCUCACCGUGGUUCCGGACAGGUGGGUUGAAGAUGAAAAUGGCAUUAAAGUCGGACGCAUUGUUGAAGGCGAUCCUAAGAAACUCGUUGGCCGUGCAGUGGAUGAAGAUGGUGAUAUCAUCGAUAAACGAGGCAAUGUCGUCGGCCAUGCCGAGAGAUACGAGGAGCCUGAAGCCGAACCCGAGCCAGAACCAGAGGAGAUUGAUCUCUCUGAAUUGAGAGGCCUCAAAGCGAACAAGCAAGGCAAUGUCAUCGGACCUGACGGCGUUCCAAUUGGCCGUCUUGUCGAAGGAAACCCCAAGGAACUUGCAAGUCGUCCUAUUGACGAAAGAGGCCAGAUCUGGAAUGAUCGAGGUGAAGUUGUCGGUCGAUGUGAACUGAUUCCGCCGUAUGAACGUGAGGCGAAACCAGAGGGACCUUUUGCAGGCCUUGAAGGCGUCGUCGUUGUCAAAGAGGGCCUUGUUGAAGAUGCUGAAGGCAAUGUUGUCGGUGGAGUCGUCGAAGGUGAUUGGAAGAAACUCAUCGGACGUGCUGUCGAUGAAGAUGGCGAUAUUCUUGACAAAUAUGGCAAUGUCAAAGGUCACUGUGAACCUUACGAGGUCCCGGAAGAAGUCGUCGAGGAAGAAGAUCUGUCCAGCCUCGCAGGUAAGACCGUCAACAAAAUGGGAAAGAUUGUUGAUGAGCACGGAACCAUCUUCGGUGAAGUUGCCGAUGGUGAUGUCAAACGUCUCGUUCGAUGUAAGGUUGAUGGUCAGGGUCAAAUCUGGAGUAAUGAUGGCAAAGUCAUUGGUCAUGGACGACUUAUCCAAGGUGGUGAUGAUGGCCGUGCUGAAGGACCAUUCUCUAACUUCGACUCUACCAUGGUGGGGAAAGACGGCACAGUCAAGGACGCCAGCGGAGAGAUCAUCGGCCGUGUCGUCGAAGGUGAUCCUAAGAGGCUGGUUGGACGACAUGUCGAUGAUGAUGGCGACAUCAUCGACAAGAAUGGCAAUGUUGUUGGCAGAGCUGAACGAUGGGAACCAGAGGUCAAAGAACGUGAAAUUUCUCCCAUGGCGGGACUGCGUGUCAACAAGGAAGGAGAAAUCCGUGACCGCAAUGGAGAUGUCAUUGGUAAGCUGACCGAUGGAAACUUGCUCGCGUGUAUCGGCAAAGAAAUCAAUGACAAUGGCUAUGUCGUCGAUCAAGAUGGAAAUAAGAUUGGAGAAUGUACUCUCCUGGAGAACAUCCCUGAAGCAGUUGAAGAAGGUCCAACCCCCGAACAAUUGAAGGAAGACGAGGAACGCGAGAUUGCCAAGAAGAUCUCCAACAUCAUCAAUCAGACGCUCGAAAAGAUGGACCCUAUCUGCAAACAGAUCACAGAGCACAUCGAACGAGCCGACCGCACACCUCGCGACGAACUUGACGAAGAACAACUGGUACAGAACGUCAAGCCUCUUAUUGAAGAAGGCAGUCGCGUCUUAGGAGAAUGCAACGGCGCAAUCCGUGGCCUCGAUCCCGACGGACAUAUCGCUGCUAACGCCAAAGCACGCACGGCUUCCGGCGAGGCGAGCCCCGAGGAAUAUCGCGUUGCCGAAGGCCUCAAAGAACUCACGACGCAGGUAGUCAAGACCAUCGACAACGCAAAGAAACGCAUCGCAGACAUGCCUCAUGCCAAGAAGAAGUUGAACCCUCUCUGGGCCUUGCUCACAGAGCCACUCUUCCAGAUCAUCGCCGCCGUCGGACUCUUGUUGUCUGGUGUCUUGGGCCUCGUGGGCAAAUUGCUCAACGGCCUUGGCCUGGGCGGUCUCGUCAACGGUAUCCUCGGCGGCCUCGGAGUGGAUAAAUUACUCGGUGGUCUCGGACUGGGUAGUAUCGUCGAGAGUCUGGGUCUCGGAAGUGGCAAGAGGAAGUAG